Molecule: messenger RNA, 594 nt
Organism: Emericellopsis cladophorae
Lineage: Eukaryota; Fungi; Ascomycota; Sordariomycetes; Hypocreales; Bionectriaceae
Product: polyadenylate-binding protein 2
Exons: 3
Coding region: 1-594 (197 amino acids)
Molecular function (GO): RNA binding
Source: RefSeq, a predicted model, not a curated record
AUGUCGGACGCCGAACAGCCAGAAGACGUUCCCAUUGUCGACCAAGAUGCCAAGAACGAGGGCGAAGUCGACCCCAACGAUGAGGAAGAGAUCACGGCCAUGAAGCGCCGCGUGAAAGAGAUGGAGGAGGAGGCUGAGAAGCUACGGGAGAUGCAAGCUUCGCUCGACAAGCAAUCCGCAGAUCUCGCCGAUGACAAGGAGUCGGUUGAUGCGCGUAGCGUCUUCGUGGGCAACGUGGACUACUCCGUCUCACCAGAGGAGAUCCAGGAACAUUUCCAGAGCUGUGGAUCGAUUAACCGAGUCACCAUUCUUUUGGAUAAAUUCACCGGCCAGCCCAAAGGUUACGCCUAUGUCGAAUUCUGCGAACCCAGCCUCGUCGCCCAGGCCUUGGUCUUGAACGAGAGCGUUCUCAAGGGCCGCAACAUCAAGGUCACCCCCAAGCGCACAAACGUGCCCGGAAUGAGCCGUGGAAGGGGCCGUGGUCGCGGAGGGUUUGGCCGGGGCGGCUUCGGACGUGGUGGUGGUAGCUUUCGGGGAGGAGGUGGUCGCGGUGGCUACCGAGGCGGUCGUGGACGAGGCUACACUCCUUAUUAG